AUGCAGACUACCGCUGCGACGGAGGCCGCGACAGUGACCGUAGUGAUUAAAGGCGUGGAUCCUCCUAAACAUGUGACUAUGACGUACCCCGGGGAUGUCCCUAUAAUCGCUACCGCUCAUCCCCUACUGGACGCGAUAGCCUCUAGAAUUCUGGCCGAGACACCAGACACCAUACACUGCAAAGGUCUUCUCCCUAAUUUAGUAGGACCCAUCUUGAUUCUAUACUUACACUCACAAGAUCACAGCUGCACACGUGCUUUCCCUGGUGACAAACAUAUUUGCCAAUCCAUCUGUGAUGGACUACACUAGAGCUACCACGCCGACGUGGAGGUUAGAAAAACUAAGGCUUGAACAAGGGGAACUGAUCCUAAAACCAGUGGCGGGGAUUAACUUAUUGGAGUUAAUAAAGUAUCGCUGCGCUGAACUGUG
Molecule: messenger RNA, 429 nt
Organism: Sphaeroforma arctica JP610
Lineage: Eukaryota; Ichthyosporea; Ichthyophonida
Exons: 1
Coding region: 1-309 (102 amino acids)
Source: RefSeq, a predicted model, not a curated record